Spinacia oleracea (spinach) is the source of this 3853-nucleotide messenger RNA. RefSeq lists its product as uncharacterized. The transcript is spliced from 2 exons. The record is from RefSeq and is a predicted model, not a curated record. The coding region runs from base 1303 to 2211 and encodes 302 amino acids. Lineage: Eukaryota; Viridiplantae; Streptophyta; Magnoliopsida; Caryophyllales; Amaranthaceae.
UCCUUGUAUAUAUUGACAAGUUCACAGUAAUAACAAUCAAGCAAUUACGUUAUAAUACUUCCUUCUUCUAAUAAAUACCAUGAGAAUAUGAAAUGGUGAUGAUAAAACUCCAGGGACCAAUGAAGGAGAUCAAAAAGGCGGCGACGAAGAGCGCUCAGAAUCGGCAGGGUGGCGACAGAGAAGGCGAGCGGCAGGCGAGCUACAACAUCAGAGACUAAGAGAGGGAGGUUGUUGUUUGGAGUCGUUGAUUUUAGAAUUGUGAAAGAGAAUGGGAGAGCAUAGACUUUUGAGGUAUCGUCGUGUCUAUAGGUCUUGAUGUGUCGCCUGGGUAGGUCAUGAGUAGAAGUAAGCGACCGACGAUAGAAAGCAGACGACGGGAAAAUAGGUUACAAGCAUGGGCCAAGAUCCAAGCCAUAAGCGCCGCCUAGAGAGUUGAUCGAGUCAAAACAACACAAGAGACUAAGUAAACUACUAUGCAUGAGCAGAAGACGUGGAGGAGUUGGCUGGCCAACUGACUCCUACUUCUUCGGGAUAUUCCCAACUAAUGUAGUCGUUGCCCUAGCAGUAUAAAAAGACCUAGUCGGCUCAACAUCAAGGACAAGUUCGGAAGCAAUCAAGCACUCUUAUUCUCGAUAGCAUUCUAGCAAUUAUUUACUAUCAUUGUAUCUCUUUAUUGCAAACACUUAUUCAUUUUUACUUGGAUUAUCUUAGGGAUUAUAGUGGAUUGGUGGACUCAUUUCCACCCACGGGUUUUCUCUUUAUUUCUGGGUUUUCCGCGUCACCAUCUCCUUGUGUCGUCUCUCUUUUCUUUCUUUCUUUACUUCUUUGCUUAGUUAGUGUCAACUCAAGCCAAGUGUCGCCCCUUAGAUGAAAUUUGACAUCAACAGUUUGGCGCCGUCUGUGGGGAAAUUAUCUAGGUUUACCUCAAAAAAACAACUCUCUCAAAAAAUGACUUCCAUAGAUAUGACACUCGAGGAGAUGCGGGUCGCCUAUGUCCAGGCCCAAGCCGAGUUGGCUCGCCAAAAGGUAGAAAACGAGCGACUAACGUCAGAAAAUGUUUCCUCAAAGGCUUCUGUCGAGAACCUCCAGAAGGAGAUGGAGUCUUCGGAAAGCUCAAAGUACCAAUCUCGAUCCAAGUCUCCCAGGAAAACUCACUAGAUCUUCCAUGAAUUCACCGAUGACGAAGGAAAGGACGUCGCCUCUGAGGAAGAGCCACCCUCACCCAAAAACAAUGAUCAUGAUGAACCAGGCCACGACCCCCUGGCUCGUCGCCUGAAGUUCUUGGAGAAGCAAAGUUCGUUGAUGUUGAAGUUGAUGUCCAAACUUCCAGGGGCUCCAACGCAGGUGGAGACUGAACCAUCCAAUGGGUACGUUGCAUCGCCCUUCUGCGAGGAGAUUGCCAAAGUAACCGUCCCACCCCAACUAAGUAUUCCCGUCUGGACCACCCUAUACGACGAAACGACAGACCCUUAUCACCAUGUCAAUGUCUACAAGCAGCAGAUGUGGCAGAUCGGUAUCCCGUGGGACCUGGUAGAACCUGUUAUGUUUAAAUCGUUUGGAGCAACCCUUACUGGAACAACGCUAGAAUGGCUUAUCAACAUCACACCCGGCUCCGUCGCCUGUCUUGCUGACCUGAUCAAUGCCUUUUACCAACAGUUCGCCAGCAGUCAUCAGCUAGAAAAGCAAACUAGUGACCUUUAUCGGUUGGUCCAAGCUCCCACCGAGUUGGUACGUAAUUAUUUCAGUCAAUUUAAUUGUGAAAAAAUCAGUAUAAAAAAUUGUGAUAUCAAGAUAGCUAUCGAAGCCUUGAAGAGAGGUCUCAUCCCUAACUCGGAAUUAUACUGUGAGAUCACCAAAUAUCCCUGUGCGACUUUCGAAGAGGUCAGGUUCAAGGCUUGCGCCCAAAUGCAUCUAGAGGACGAUGAAGCAAUCCGGGCGUCAACGCCACAACCAGCAGGGGCACCAGCGACAGGCGGUCGUACACACCAAGGAACAACAAUUGGCGACAUCAACCAUAUAAUAGCCAAAACCAGGUACAAAAUGUCAAUCACUAUGAUGAUACUAACAGUGGUUACAAGAAUGAGUGGCCCGACUACCCGGAUAUAUCAGAGCACGGUUUCAACGUCAAUAGUGGAGGCGUCGUCAACGCCCUUCAAAACAUUGGCGGGAACAUCAGGUGGCCAAGAAGGAGUGACAAGCCAUAAUCCAUGAAAGACGACAUGAGCAAGUGGUGUGAAUUCCACCGCGACAACGACCACAAAACUGAAGAUUGCAUCUCCCUCAAAAAGGAGGUCGCAUACUUGUUGAAGCGUGGACACUGAAAGGAACUAUUAAGCGACAAAGGGAAGGAGACCUACAACAAAGAAAAGACCAACCAGGCCAGCCCAACGCCUAGUAGCGACCGACAUGUCCCACCUCAAUACAAUAAAGUGGUAAAUGUUAUUUCUAGUGGUUCAGAUAUUUGUGGACUAACCUCUUCUGCAACUAAGAAAAUUAACAGAGGAGAAUCUGGAGACGUCAAAGACUGAGGAUGAGAUCGCGCUCGACAAGUCCCUUGCGGCUAUGUCAAUUACCUUUCAUGACUCACAUUCAGUCGACGUGCACCAUGAACAUCACGGCGGAUUGGUGAUAUCGCUCCCCACCGGGAACACUCUAAUCAAAAGGAUAUUAAUCGACAAUGGAAGUUCCGCAAAUGUGUUGUUUCUCGAAGCUCUGCAAGAGAUGGGGAUCGUUGAGAAAAACAUAAUCAGGAGAUCUGUUCUGGUUGGAUUCAGUUGAGAUUCUCUGCGCACGGUGGGCGAGAUAUCCCUACCCACCUACGUAGAAGGUGUCAACAUGAUAACCAAUUCAACGUCGUCGACUGCACGUCAGCAUACAACGUCAUUUUGGGGAGACCAUGGAUCCAGAAGAUGAAAGCAGUUCUAUCCACCUAUAAUUAGUCAAUCAAUUUCCCUACCAAGUGGGGAAUCAUGGAAAUCAAAGGACAACAAUGCAAAGCCAAACGCUACUACGAGACUGCACUAAAGCCAUCAAAGUCAUCUAUCUAGCAAUUACAACAAGGGUCAACAGCAGGCGAGCCAGACGACCAACAUAUCGACGAGAUCGUGUUAGACCAAGCUAAGCCAGACCAGGUCGUAAGGAUUGGAGCUUCGCUCCAUGACAACAUCAAAAGUCAGAUAGUGACAUUCCUAAGAGAAAACUUGGACUUCUUCGCUUGGUAGCACGAAGGUAUGACAAGAAUCAGCCCAUAUGUCAUCACCCAUAAGCUCCGUCGACCCCAACUUCAAGCCAGUCAAGCAGAAAAGACAAAAGUUUGCACCUGGAAGAAACAAGAUCAUAGAUGAAGAGGUCCAGAAGCUGAUUGAGAUGGGGAAGAUUCAAGAAGUCAGGUACCCGGAUUGGUAAGCAAAUGUGGUCAUCAUCAGCAAAAAGAAUGGAAAAUGGAGGGUUUGCAUAGACUUCACCGACAUCAACAAAGCGUGCCCUAAGGAUCCUUUUCCUUUUGUCGCAUAUGGACGCCAUGGUGGCCGCCAUAGCCGGUCAUGAGUUGCUGGCAUUUAUGGAUGCUUAUUCUGGAUAUAUCAGAUCCUCAUGCACCCCGAGGAUCAAGAAAACACAGCUUUUGUAACAGAUAGAGGAAUAUAUUGUUAUAAAGUCAUGCCUUUUGGUCUUAAGAAUGCAGGUGCAACGUACCAGCGACUGGUCAACAAGAUGUUCAAAGAUCAGCAUGGAGACACGAUGGAGGUGUACAUCGACGACAUGUUGGUGAAACCAAAGAAAGCUGGUGACCAUACAAAACACCUACGAUAAUCCUUUAUUUUAUUUUGUGCAGUACUGUUUAAUAUUAUUUUAA